Molecule: messenger RNA, 2506 nt
Organism: Schistosoma turkestanicum
Lineage: Eukaryota; Metazoa; Platyhelminthes; Trematoda; Strigeidida; Schistosomatidae
Source: the annotation of a GenBank genome assembly
GUACACCUUUUAAUGACAGACACUGCCACAGAACCUCAAGAUCGACAGAGUCAAAUACCGCUUUAAGGUCAAGGAAAACAACUAUUAUCGGACGCCUAAACGCGUGUCUCUGUUCUAGGACCUGUCGUAGUGUGAAUUUGUGGUCCAUAUAUCCACGUCUAGGUCUGAAAGCAGCCUAGUUUUCUCGAGUCUACUCCUCACGAGUUUUAGUUAGGCGCCUGAGUAUUAUCCAAGCUAACAAUUUAGAAACUAUAUUAAUUUAACCUAUUCCUCUGUGAUUGUCGCAAAAGGACUUUUGUCCUUUUUAAAAAUUGGGACAAUCAUCGAUUGAGACCAGUCAGAUGGGAUUAUGUCCAGUUCCCAAAUUCUAUCCUAAGAUCUCAAUCAAUCUAACUGCUAAAACUGGGCCACCAUCCUUAUGUGGUGUCGCGGCUUAAACCUUUGCACUCGCAUCUCACGUUUUAUGACUGAGUUUGUCAUAGUGAACAAACAUUCUACGUAGUUACUGUUCGACAAAUAUAUAAGUUACUAGUCAGUUCAAUUGAUUAGAAAAUUUUUGAUUUUUUAUCUACCUGUUAUGCACUUUGAUCUUUAAACAGAAGUAUAUUUUUAUCAGUUAGUGUUUAACAAUCUUGUUUCAACUAAGUUUGUGAGGUUCUGAUGUAGACCUAAGUAUCCGAGAAACUGCAUAUGUUAAGUUUAUUAAUGAUUGGUGUCUUUCCUUAGUAACAGUUGUUUUUUACGUUUAAGUAACGCACGUGUUUCGGUACGUGGGAGGAAUUUCUUCUAAUUAACGACAGAUAUAUUCAUCUGUUGUAGCGUUUCAGCACUAUUUUCAUACCUAUAUACAUUGAGUUUUUAUUUCCGAAUUAGUGUAAAUAUGUCAACCCCAAGGACAUAUGAAUCAAUGAAGGAACUACUUGAAUGUGCUAAAUUGGAUAUGUCUUUCACAUCAAACAUAUUUCAGUCAGUGAAAUUCGAUAACCCAUUAUUGUCUGACGAGUACAAAUUGAUUGAAGUCCCGAAUUGGUUAGCGGAUGAAGUGAUGGACAAAAUAAAAAGCCAAGUUAUCACUUUAAAAGAUGAACCUAAAUCUAAUAAUACUGGGCGUGUAUUUGCUUGUAUAAGUGACAAAACGUUUUCUGUUAUAGAAGCAGAAACAUCUAAUACACUACUUUUAGCCUCUAGUUGUUGGCUACCGUCAUCCGAUAUCCCUAAAGAGAAUUUAGUACUUGUUACACCAAUUCAAGCUGUUAAACAUAAUUACUUUCAACUUCAACAGUGUUCAGCUCCAUCUUUAAAACAGCUGAAGCUUUUGUUGGCUUCAUCUAUCUACUAUGGUCCUACUGAUGAUGAAUACGAUUCAGAGAAUAAAAGCUCCACUACCAGCUAUUUUGAUCGUGACACUGUUGCAACCCAACUGCCGUGCAGUAAACUGGAACUUGAUGAUGCGUUUCGACGGUUGCGUAUAUGUGAAAUCAACGGGUACUUACGAAUGCUUGAUCCUGAAUACAUAACACAAGUAAUUAGAGAUCUAUUCGCCCUCGCUGAUGAAAAUGCAUGGGAUUGGCGUACCUAUGGCUUCCCUUUACAUGCCUCAAUCGAAGGCUUGACCAAUCAACAUCUUCCAAAUAUUACCAAACAAAUUAUGAUGUUACUUUUUUCCCAGUUAGAACAUCGAAAAACACUUGAUUCUAAAGAUGUAUACAUUUACCCGAGGAAUUCUAAAAUUUGUCAAAUAGUUGGAGAACAUCUAUUAUCAGUUAUUAGUAGCUUUGACCUAAAUGACUUCCUAACAUUGUGGAAAGCAUCAGUUCCCAACGGAUUACGACCGAAGCUUCGUCGUCAUUUGACUUGUGCUGGACGUGCAUAUUGCGAAAUAACUCCUCUACAUCUAAAUGGCAAAAUCGGUAAACUAGAAAGUAAUGACAUCCGUUCUCGAUUUCGAUGUAUUUCCCUGUUACGUUCUGAGGACUUACCCGAUGAGAGUGUUGAAGCACGUCUUAAUGCAUUAUUUGAAAGAUGUUCCAUGUGGCCUGAACCAGAAAUAGGUAGUUUCAUAACGGAAUUAUUACCCCCACAACCUCACAGGAAAAAAUCUUCCUCUAAACACUUAGUUCCAGAAAAAAAAAUUCAAGUAGAUACGUUUUCUGAUGUUUCUUAUACUGAUUCGGAUUCGGACUUUACUUAUGAAGAUUACUGUUCAGAGUCAGCUGAAACUGUUUCAGCACUGGAAGAUGUACCUAUACCAACACCACCUGCUGUUUGUUCACUUCUUAACAAAUUCUGUCGUGUUAAUAAUAGUCCAGUCGGACAUGUAUUAACUCAACGACAUUCGAAGUAAUAGUUACUUUCAUAUGUUACUGUGUACAUGAUCUUUAUCCUUUAGAUUAUUUUGAUGUUAAAUUACUAUUUUUGUAAAUGCGAUUUCGUCGAAUAACUACUUAUUUUUAAUUAUAGUACAUUUAUAUAUUAUUUAUGUAUCAAUACUGAGUUUAAAAAAUCG